AUGGGCUACAUCUACGGCAAUCAUACAGGAUACCGCCAAUUCAAGGGUCGGAGAACUCCCGCCACCGAGAUCCGCGAGCUCUAUGACGGCCUCCGCCAAUCCUACCUGACGGAUUUUGACGUCCUGUUAUCGGGUUACUCACCGUCGGCCGAUGUCGUCGAGACCAUCGGCACCAUUGCCCGAGACCUGAAGUACCGCUCCGCCGUUCAUCCCGGAGGAUUCUUCUGGGUCUUGGACCCGGUGAUGGGAGAUCAGGGCCGACUAUACGUCAGCGAGGACAUUGUCCCUGCGUAUAAGCAGCUCAUUAAAGAGGCCGACUUGAUUCUUCCGAAUCAAUUUGAGGCUGAACUUUUAAGCGGCGUUUCCAUUUCGAGCUUGAGCGGACUAGCCAACGCCGUGAGGACGCUGCAUGCUGUGUAUGGGACGCGGCACGUGGUGGUGACAAGUGUGCGAGUCGGUAAUUCCGCAGGACCGGUCACUGACGAAGGCAAGGCGGAGGGAACCGAGGAGAGAGGGACCUUGACUGUCGUCGGGAGCAGUAAAAGGCAAGACGGCAGUGCGAGGCUGUUCAAGGUCGAGGUGCCAAUGCUGGAUUGCUAUUUCAGUGGGACGGGGGACAUGUUUGCGGCCCUGAUGGUCGCGAGGCUGCGCGAGGCGUGCGCGCAGAUGAACCUGCUAGACAGGCCCUCGUGGAUGCCCGAUGACGCCGUCGAAGCCACUGACCUGCCCCUCGCGAGGGCCACGGAGAAGGUCUUGAACAGUAUGCACAUGGUCUUGGAGAAGACCAUGGCGGCCAGGAAUGAGGAAAUGACCCUGUUCGGCAGAAGUCCAGGCGCCAGCGUGGGAGGCGUGGAAGGGGAAGGGGAAACAGUGGGUGAGGACAAGAGGAGGUUUUUAGCCGAGAACAAGGCCGCCGAGGUGAGAGUGGUCAGGAAUGCAAAGGACUUGGUCCACCCAGAGGACCGGUACAAGGCUGAAGCAAUGGAGCUGUAA
Molecule: messenger RNA, 993 nt
Organism: Cladophialophora psammophila CBS 110553
Lineage: Eukaryota; Fungi; Ascomycota; Eurotiomycetes; Chaetothyriales; Herpotrichiellaceae
Product: pyridoxine kinase
Exons: 2
Coding region: 1-993 (330 amino acids)
Biological process (GO): pyridoxal 5'-phosphate salvage
Cellular component (GO): cytosol
Molecular function (GO): pyridoxal kinase activity
Source: RefSeq, a predicted model, not a curated record